CUCCGCCGCCGCGGUAGACUCGUCGGCACAGGCCUCGGACGGCGAGGAGGCACCCGAGUCGAAGCCGGUUUUUCCUCCCAGUUUUUCCUCCUCGGAAGUCGUCGUCGUCGUCGUCGUCGUCGUCGUCGUCGUCGUCGUCGUCGUCGUCGUCGUCGUCGUCGUCGUCGUCGUCGUCGUCGACGACGACGCGACGCGUCGGACCGAUCACGGGCGCGAAGCGCGCGCACAUCUCCUCCGUGACGUCCGGCGCCGCGUCGUCGUCGCGGAGGAGCACGACGAAGCGCCUGCGCGAGAGGGUCGGGGGGCGCGCGCGCGGCGUCGGGUUCAGAGAGGAGACGCGACGCGGAGAGAAGAAGAGGAGCGGUCACCUGGGAGCGUCGUCGUCGUCGCCGUCGUCGACGACGCCGUCCGCGACGGUCUCGGUCGCGUUCCCCCGCGCCGCGUCGGCGUCGGGGGCGAAGAGAAGGACCGCGAGGAGCGACGCGAGGACGAGCGAGACGCGCGCCAUGGCUGGCGGCGGCGCGGGCGCGAACUGCGCCGCGGCCUCGAGAGACGCGUCGAGGGAAUAGAAACUCACCGCAGUGACAGGCCGCGCGGGCGUGGGCUCGGCUUCUGUUUCUGUUAGGGCGCGCCCUUCGCGAACGAGCCGUCCGACGCGAUCGCCAGUGUCCCCGGACGCGACGCGCGAUCGUCACGAUGCCCGCUGCCGCGAAGAAGGCGAAGACCGCCGCGGGCGCGGGCGGCGGCGCGGUCCUCCCCGGACAGCCCGUCCAGGCGCCGUCCGCGCACCCGCAGCAGGCCGCGCACCCGCAGCAUCAGCAGCAGCCCGCCGCGCCUCAGGCGCCUCCGCAGCAGCGUCCUCCGCCCUCGCAGCAGAUGCCCGGCGCGCCGGUCGCCGCGGUCGCCGCGAAGCAGGCGCAGGUGCAGGCGCAGGCGGCCGCGGUCGCGGCCUCGCAGGCGGCCGCGCGCUUGCCGCUGCGCCAGCGCUCGAGGGCGGACCUCGAGAAGGAGAUCCGCUCGAAUCAGGCGCGUUCGAGUCGCGCUGGUCCCCACGCGACCGCGUCGUCGGCGCGGUGA
This is a messenger RNA of Micromonas pusilla CCMP1545, 1077 nucleotides long. RefSeq lists its product as uncharacterized. The record is from RefSeq and is a predicted model, not a curated record. NCBI's taxonomy places the organism in Eukaryota, Viridiplantae, Chlorophyta, Mamiellophyceae, Mamiellales, Mamiellaceae. The transcript has 2 exons. The annotation marks the transcript as partial.